Molecule: messenger RNA, 825 nt
Organism: Aspergillus nidulans FGSC A4
Lineage: Eukaryota; Fungi; Ascomycota; Eurotiomycetes; Eurotiales; Aspergillaceae
Product: glutathione S-transferase family protein
Exons: 3
Coding region: 1-825 (274 amino acids)
Source: RefSeq, a predicted model, not a curated record
AUGAGGCAAGCGUCGCAAUUAUUGAAGAAAUUAACCCGGAAACAAGCCGACCCGUGCCUGUACACCUAUCCCUUCUCAGUGCAGUCGCUGGUCGUCCACUUUGCGAUUGUCCUUGCGCUGCGGGCGAAGCACCGACCAAGCCGCGAGCUAACGCAGCUGGGCUAUCGUCUAGUGAACGUGGACAGGAACGAGAACCUGCGGGAGUGGUAUCUCAAAGUAAAUCCAUAUGGCCGAGUGCCCACUCUCACGUAUAGUGGGCUCCCGUCACCGCUGACGGACGCGCUGUCAAUCGUCUACUGGAUUUGCGAUCAAUGUCCAAGUCUACUUCCCAAGGCACAUCAGACGGAAAUUUGUCGACUACUCUCGCAAUUGCAUGAAGCCCUGGAUCGCUACGGCGCGGCCAACCCGACCGUGGAUGACCUUUUGACCAACCAUGACAUCACUCCCUCCCACCGCCAGGCCCUGGAGUACAAGCGCGACUGCCAGAGGAAACAGAGGGAGUUGGUAUCGAUGAAUUUAUCGGACGGCCAAAGUAUGACGGCACAGUCUAUCGCCUUCCUCAAUGAAAUCGUCGAGUUGCGGGAGAAGUACAGCAAAGGCGGAACCUGGAUCUUUGGGGAUAAAGUUGGCCCGACGGUGCUCGAUGCUCAUGUGGUUCCCUUCGUUACACGACUGGACGACAUCCAUCUGGAUGACCUAGUCCCUGACCAGCUGCGCAAGUACGCACAGAAAAUCAGAAGGCUGCCACUGGGGAAGGAGGCGAUGGGGCAGCGGCCAACGGUCUGGGACGCUUCACUGGGGCCGAUAGACGAGAUUCGACUAUGA